AUGUCGACGGACGAAGCAGCACAAAAUGGACGUCAAACAGAACUUGACGAGACAACGAAGGUUCCGACGGAGCCAGCUGCCAUGGCUGCGGGGAACAAGAAGCGACCACGACUGGAUCUGAAUGCCGCGGAAGGCAAUCGAGAACGCAAACGCGGUAAAAGCAUGUUUGGUAUCUUAGUUGGUACCCUUAACAAGGCCAAGAUCGAGGAUAAGGAGAGGAACGCCAGUGAAGCGGCCAAAAAACGACAAUUAAUUGAACAAAGACUACAAGCUAAGCUACGAAAAGAAACUGACUCCGUCAGACGAGCAGAGGAGGCGAAGAAAGACAAGACAACUGCUAACAGGCGGGAAGAAGAGCUGCAGCUGAAAGACUCCAUUUACAAACUCCGUCGGAAACGUCUACCGCUUCUCUCAAACUUUUUAUCCACAUCAGAUGACAUACCCUCCACGGAUUCGACCCCAACCCCUUCCGAAAAUCCAUUAGCCCCUGUGCCAAGGACUCAUCCGCCUCCCCUCUACUACCUCCCUGCCAUUCUAUUGCCCUCUCAAGAAGCAUUCAUAGCCCAGCGAAAGGCUGAGGUCCGAGAGGCAGCAGAAAAAGAAUGGGACCUCUUCCGGGAAGAACGCACGACUGGUAUCGAUGAGAUCGCCCAGCUCCGCCAACGCGUCGCAGAAGAAGAGGCUCGCAGAAAAACCGAGCGUGCGGCGGAUAAAGAGGACGCAGUGAUGGACACAGAGCCUCAGCUGGAGGGAGCGGCCUCUGCUCCUACUCCUUUGGAAGCGCCUUCCGCACUCCCCACAACGCGUGAAGCUGAUAUGGACGUGGACGAUGAGGGUGUCAGCAAGCAGGCCGAGCAGGAGAAGAAGGAGGAUUCUGCGUCCAUGCAAGCUGACGACGAUGAUGCUGUGGAGUAUUAG
Molecule: messenger RNA, 918 nt
Organism: Laccaria bicolor S238N-H82
Lineage: Eukaryota; Fungi; Basidiomycota; Agaricomycetes; Agaricales; Hydnangiaceae
Exons: 5
Coding region: 1-918 (305 amino acids)
Cellular component (GO): catalytic step 2 spliceosome
Source: RefSeq, a predicted model, not a curated record